This is a messenger RNA of Phyllotreta striolata, 1125 nucleotides long. The record is from the annotation of a GenBank genome assembly. Lineage: Eukaryota; Metazoa; Arthropoda; Insecta; Coleoptera; Chrysomelidae.
ACAAAACGGCUCAGUUUCUUCCACUCUCCACGAUGAUUCGCUUGUUGCUCGUGCUCGUUUCUUCAGUUUCUUCAAUUUCUUCGUUCCCCUCGGGCAGCCCGCUGUACCAGUACAAGUACCAAACAGAGGACGUGCUGAAAACGGCCGCUUCUAACGUACCCCUUAGGGGGUACCACGUGAUGGAGGGCGGGUACUACCCUUCCGAAGGGCGAGGGUACAUCGCACCUUCACCCCAAUACACGGGGCAGUUUUUGGCGCCAUUGGGGCACCAGUUCCUCCUUCCCCAGUACUCCCUUGGGGGUUUCUUAGGGGGAGGAACAGGAUUGGCGCAAGGGGGAUUAGUUCAAGGAGGGUUGGGGCAAGGCGGUUUAGGGCACUACCCACAAGUGGGGCAACUGGGAGGCGCUGUGGGUCACUACCCGCAUAAAAUCGGCGGUGAGGAAAUAAGUAAAGAAGAAUUCAGCGGGGGAAAGAAGAAUUUGAAUGAGGAGAAGUACGAAAGAAGCGAAGGGAAGAAAGGCGAAGAAUCGUCCGAAGGUAAGGCGGGUUAUGCGAAAGGAGAAGCCGCGGCGAAGGAUGUGCAAGGAGAAGCCGGUUACUAUAGCAACGCGGACGGGGAGAAGAAGAUCGUUGAAGAUGGUAAAGAGUACCAAGGAGGGCAGAAGUAUCAGAAAGAAGGUAAAAGUGGCGAAGAAGAAACUACGAAGAAAGGCCACAAAAAGGGACAUAAGAUAAAGAGUUUCAAGACGUCUCAUCACAAAGAUGAAUCCGGCAAAUCUGAAGAAUAUUAUGAUGAAGAGCACGAUGAAGGAGGAAAUACUGCUUUCAAUGGACAAACUGGAAGUUUCGGGGAAAAUGCCGCAUCGAGCUUUAAAGGUGGCAAAGAAGACUCGAAGUUCAAUUCGGCCGAGGCGAAGAAAGAAGGACAUUUCAAAAAGGAGCAUUCGAUAGGUAAAGCGGAAGGAGAUGAAGGGAAAUACGCCGAAAAGAAAUUCGCCGGUAACGAAGCCACUUUUGCGCGUAAAAAUGGAGCGGAUGAGCAGAGCCUGCUGGGACACCAGGAGUCGAGCAAAUUUAUUAAGUCUCAGCCGUUUGUUAUACCCUUUUAUCAACCGUAAAUUUUAU